CGUUGCGUGCCUCACCUCAAUGGAACAAUUCAUUACUUAUAAUCACUUACGAUGAACAUGGCGGAUUCUACGACAAUGUCCCACCACCAUCUAAUGUUCCACCACCAGAUAACGUCACUGCGCCGAUUUUCAAUUUCGAUCGCCUUGGAAUUCGUGUACCGACGCUUUUGAUUUCGCCUUGGAUUAAUAAAGGAAUAGUUGUUCAUAAUCCUCCAAAAAAUGGCUCUUACUUUGAGCAUUCUUCAAUUCCAGCCACAUUGAAAAAGAUUUUUGAUCUUCCAAGCUUCCUGACUAGACGUGACGCUUGGGCUGGCACAUUCGAAUACCUUUGGGAUAACACAAAUUCUCCGCGUACAGACACUCCAACCACGCUUCCGAGUGUUCCAACCACCAAAAAGCGCAAGUAUCGUAGAUCUCAA
Ambispora leptoticha is the source of this 419-nucleotide messenger RNA. NCBI's taxonomy places the organism in Eukaryota, Fungi, Glomeromycota, Glomeromycetes, Archaeosporales, Ambisporaceae. The record is from the annotation of a GenBank genome assembly.